UCGACCAUGACACUGGACCACAUCGAACUGUAUCGGUCAGCAAGAUCGAACCAGACAAUCUACCUUAAAUGUUUGAACAGUUUUAAACACUAAUUUUUAAACUAUCUAUAUCACUAAUUAUAAUUAUUAUUUGAAUAUUACAAUGUGUACAAUGCGUGGAAACAACUUGUACAUUGUUACCGUCACGGCACUUUUGGCGACCGUACAAAUCCUUUCAGCUGCCACCGUCAACUCUGACAGAGGUUUAGUCAGAUACUCUGAUGAACAGCAUGUACCCUAUCGCCAAGUACAUUCUCAAGUUAAUCCUGUGUCAUCUAAAACGAAAUCAAAUCAAAAUAAAACAAAGAAACCAGUGGAAUCUACUGUUACGCAGAAAAAAGCUGCGCCUAUCAAAGCAGUCAAUAGAAAACCACCAAAGCCUGUUGACGAUACACUGAAAAGAGAAUAUGAAGAAUUUUUACGCCAACAAAUCCAACAGUGGCAAAUUGCUGUAGUUAAUGGUCAAACAGUUGCUCCUUCUUCUGCAUCUCAAUCUGCUGGGCAAUCACCAUCAGCUGUGUGGAUACAAGUUCCUGCUAAUGGAUAUUAUCCGUCGCCAUCAUAUGGUUACCCUGCUUAUCCACCACCAUAUGCAUCACAAUCUUAUCCUCCACCUUAUCAACAACCAUCACCCUAUCCUCAACCAUCACCAUAUCCACAACCUGCACAAUAUCCACAACCUGCACCAUAUCCUCAAGAGCCAUCGAACCCAGCACAACCCAUUCCUAGUCCACCAGAUUUUUCACAAACAAAUGGACCAGCGCCUCAAUCAGAAGAAGGCGAUCCCAUUACUAUAGAACCACCAUAUUUUCCAGGUACUCCACUUCCAAGUGUUGCUGAACCUGAUAUACCUGAAGUCACACAAGCUCCUGAAAUUUCAACUGAUAAACCUGACACUACUACAACUUACAAACCAGAAAUAUCCACAGAAUUACCUGAAGUAAUACCAUCUGAACAAACAGUUGCACCACAAAUUCCUGGUCAACCAGAAGAAAUAGUGACAGUUAAACCAAUCGAACCAUCUACUGAAAUUCCGACAAUUCGACCACCAGAACCUGAAAUUAUAGUUAAUUCUACUGUACAACCUACAAAUGAAGUCGAAUAUACAUCAUCAUCCUCUACAGAAUCCUUAAAAGCUCAAUGUAAAGAACCUAGAGGGCAGUUCCCCAGUGAAAAAUCUUGCAAUACAUUUAUUAACUGUUGGGAUGACACGGCAUUUGAACAAUCUUGUCCUGCUGAAUUAGCUUUUAAUGCACAAAAACAAUAUUGCGAUUAUCCUCCAAAUGUAGAUUGUGGUGGAAAACCAAUUACUUCAACAGGAGAUUCUUCAAGUAGUUUAAAUAGUGGAGGUAAUAACACUAAAUGUCCAGAUGGUUAUGGUACAUAUCGUAGCAAAGAAAAUUGUGGAGCGUUUUAUGUUUGUGUCGCAGGAAUACCUGUUGACUUUAUAUGUCCCGGUGGAACAAAUUACAACGAAGAUUUGAAAAUCUGUGACUAUCCAUAUCGUGUCGAUUGUAAAGGUUUACCUAGUAAUCCAGAACCCAUAGAAACUGGAACCGAAAUUGGCCAAACUACUAUUUUUGAAACAAGCUCAGAAGUAUCGUAUACUACUUCAUCAUCGACACUUUCAUCAGCAGAGUCUUCUCCAACUACAGAAGUUAUUUCAACAUCACCGAUUGCACCAACUUCAGAAUCAAUCCCUGAGCCAUUAGCAUAUAAUUAUAAUUUACGAAGAAUUCCACCAAGUAUAGUAAAUACUGGUGUACGAUGUAAUCACAGAAGUAUAUAUAGAUUGACACCUGAUUGUUCUUCAGUAACACUUUGUCGGAAUAAUUAUACACACAUUAUAAAUUGUGCUUAUGCAACAAGUUAUGAUAUAGUGAGUCAAAAAUGUAUGGCAAGUCAAAUAGCUAAUUGUGGAAGAGCCAUUUAAGCAAUAUUCUACAAAUACAUUUAAAAAACAAAGAGAUGGUUGACAUACAAGAAAAUUUUUUUUUUAAUGUCAAACUAAUGCACAAUAAAUAAAAAUUUAAUACAAUACUAAAUUUCAUAUAACUAAUAAAAUACUGUGUAUUAUUGAAGAUAGACAUGGUGAAAAAUUGAGAAUUUGUUAAAAACGGAACAUUAAAUAAUUUCACAGUUUUUUUGUAAAAUUUAUCAUUAUAAUUUCAUAAUUAAUGUAAAUUUAGUGUAGCUUUGGUAUGUUUUUUUUACUCAAACUCAAAAAUUUCGCUAGUAUUGGUAAAAAGAAGAUACUGACCACUGAAUAUUAAAUUAUUAU
Messenger RNA from Daktulosphaira vitifoliae (grape phylloxera), 2320 nucleotides. RefSeq names its product eukaryotic translation initiation factor 4 gamma-like. The record is from RefSeq and is a predicted model, not a curated record. Gene Ontology annotation, molecular function: chitin binding. Gene Ontology annotation, cellular component: extracellular region. The transcript is spliced from 7 exons. The coding region runs from base 143 to 1972 and encodes 609 amino acids. NCBI's taxonomy places the organism in Eukaryota, Metazoa, Arthropoda, Insecta, Hemiptera, Phylloxeridae.